Molecule: messenger RNA, 2397 nt
Organism: Boeremia exigua
Lineage: Eukaryota; Fungi; Ascomycota; Dothideomycetes; Pleosporales; Didymellaceae
Exons: 2
Coding region: 302-2203 (633 amino acids)
Source: RefSeq, a predicted model, not a curated record
AGAACAAUUCCCACCCGCGCUCCCCGCUGCAAUCUGGUGAUGUGAUAUAACAACCUCGUUGCGCCAGCACUAGUUGAUGCCUGUCCGGGGAGACGUUCGUCCAUUUCUAACCCCUCACAUUACCGGAUACUACUUGGGUACCCUUCUUUCCUCUCCUUCUUCUACGAAUGCAUAACGCUUUACUACCAGACGGUUCCAUUCAAGACUCGGAUUGUGUUCGGUCGCAUAACGGUGUUUUCGGCAUGUUCAGAGGAGCCGUUUGUAGAUCUGGUUCCUGCUAGUCACUUGGGGUUUUCACAAUAUGGAAGACCAGGUCGAGAUCCCGGAGGAGUCGAUGCGGCAUAUCGAGGCUUUGCUAGCAAGACAUCCCCCGCAGAUGAUCCAGAGGAUGUUCGCACAGACGAUGGAAUCUCGUCGCAACUCGAUAUCCUCGCUCGCGUCAACGAACACUACAGCAACGAGCUCUACGUCAUCGUCCGGCUCAUCAUGGCGGUCUCGACUAUCGAUCGCGUCGUCAUUUUCAAUCUCCACCGGGAGUAGUGCUGCUUCUGUUGCCUCUUCAGGUUCUUCCCGCUUUAGGAUGAGGAGAGCAGAGCCUCGUUCCUAUCCAGCCGGUCUCGACGCCACGCCUGUUUCUGCCAUGCUGACGCCUGCCUCGGACAUUAGCAGCCCACUUGAUAGUCACGUUGAGCACAGUGUCACGCCCACAGACGACGUCAGCAUUUCCUCGCCAAACUUGUUCUCAGAUGAGAAGAGUCAGAGCCAACCAGGCGAAUCAUACAUGUUCUGCACCUACUGUGCCGAACAGAAAACUCUCAAGACUUUCAAGGCGAAGUCCGACUGGAAGAAACACGAAGCAAGGAUGCACGAGACUGGCGAAGAUUGGGCUUGCGUUGUGAACGGAUGCAGCCGCAUCUUUGAUCGUCAGAAGGAUUUCAUCAAGCAUCAUCAACGCUACCACUCCGGUCGGCCACUGCCAUCACUGACAGAUAUUGGUAUCACUCUUUUGCCUAGAAGAGUUUUUGGAUGUGGCUUUGACAAAUGCAAAGAAGUGAGCAUUGGUUGGGACGAACGGUGCGAUCACGUUGCCAAACACAUGAAGAACGGCGCAGCAUCCGAGCAGUGGAAGUACUCGAACGUGAUACGCAACCUGAUCCGACAAGAAGCGCUACAUGAGACUUGGAAGGAGAUCAUCGCUUGCCUUGAUGAACGGCUGAAGGAAAAUCGUGCGCAAAUUAGCUGGUGUCCGGACAACACCAGAGUCCUGCGACAGAAACUACAGUGCUGUGAUCUCAGGCCGAGUCGAGAAGAGGUUCUCAUUACAGCUUUGAGUCUUCGGUCUGAUAUUGUCGUGGAUCUUGGUCAUCAGCAGGUCCCAACAGGCUUCGUCACGCCCAGCAGAGACUCGGUCCCAAAUGUUGACAAGUUGUCACGCGAGCAGCGAAUGCAGAUUUUAAUUGGCCACUCGAACGUACAGCUGUCUCGGACUAGGCUGGCGAGCCUGAACGCUGCUCUACUCGGCGUCACGACCCAUACACCCAACUACCAUUGCGGGUCGUCACCCUUCGGCGAAUCAAAUUCUCCCACAGUCGACACGAGCGAGCGUCGUAUCAGCUAUAUGGAUAUAGACCCGGGCAAUUAUCUGGAUGUCGCACAGCCGCAUAUACCAGAUAUGCACCUUGAUAUGAGUGCACCUCAAAUCCAUACUCCAGCCCAGGACAAUGAGCAGCAAAUGCAACAGCAAACAAGCGAAUACUUGGAUCAGAACAAGACCCCCCCAAAUCCACUUGGGUGGUACUACCCGAGCUACUUCGAUGCUGCGCCUCAAUUCGAGGAGUCUCAAUACUACGACCGACCAUCCCUCGGGCAGGUGAUCUCCAAACCACUGCACAAGAUCGGCAACCGCCUGAGCACAUCGCGAAACAGCUCACGCCCAACAUCCCACGCCGAACAAAGCCCCGGGGGAAUGAACGUCGAGUUCGCCAUCCAGAACCCCGUAGCGGCGCUCAGCAUGCGCAACCUGCAAGCCUCGAUCCAGACGCAGCAGCAACUCCACGCCGAGCAGCACUACCAACACCCGCAUUCGCACCACCAGCAGCCCCCGCCGCAGCAAACACUCGCCCACCCGCAACCCCAGCACUUCCGCAACACGGCCCAGAUGCAGGACCAGCUCCACAUGUUCACGACGCACAUCCAGCAAUGAUCACGACCGGCAUCCAGCGAGCAUCUAGACGUCUCCUAUGUCCUCCCUUUCCUUUUCAUGUGGUUUCGUAUGUGGUUCUCAUUGAUACCCCCGUGCUCCGGCACAAUGAUAGACAUGUAUUGUAAUGUACUCUGCGUAGAGAAUAGAGCCGCAAGGCAGGUCUCGACAUACCAGGCACUGUCUCAUCGCGUGCG